AUGUAAUUGAUAUUUCUAUUCUUCUUGAUUCAAUGGAUUAAAUGUUGGAAUGUUAUAACUUCAAAAAAAAUCAUUGAAUCAAUUAAGAAUGAUUAUUUGAUUUUUGACGAUGAUUAUUAGAUUGUGGCUAAUGGAAGCUACUCAAUAAAAUACGAAGGAGUGAUAGGAUAUAGGAGAUUAAAUAUUAUGUUUGAUGCUAAAUCAAAUUGUAGUUAAGUAGACAUACUAAUUAAGGUUAAUGGAAUUAAGAGAAAUUUUCUUGUUGUAGAAAAAGAUUUUAAGGAAUAUCAUAUAGAAUUUGAGCAUUAGACUUCUGAUAUAAAAAUAGAAUUCAUCUUUGAUGAUUAGAUAUAAUUAUCAAUGAGGAACUUUAACAUAUUUAUUGAAGAAUGUCCAUAGAAUUGCAAAUUUUGUUUAUCUGGAUUUUGUGAUCUUGAGAUAAUAGAUUAAUGUGAAAAAUUACGAUUUAAAGAAUAAUGCGUUGAUGAAUGUCCAAAAGGAUAUUUAAGUGAGUUUAGAGAAUGCAUAAAAACAAGUAUAUAAUUUGAAAUAAAUGAGGUUUAAAUUAGAUAAGUUUAAAUUAAAAGUCUGUAAAAAAUGAUUUUGGAUCAAUAAAGAGAUUUGGAGACAAUUAAGAAUUAAUUAUUGAUUUUGAAUAGAAUUUUUAAGGAUGGUUAGAGAUAGUGUUUAAUUGUUAUGGUAAAUAGGAAGAUCACUAUAAUUCUAUUUUAAAGAUUUCUAAAGAAAAUACCUAAUCUGAAACAAUUCAUCCUUUUCUACCAAUUUAUUAUAAUACAUAAUCAUAUAAAUAUUGUAAAUAAAGGUUUGAAUUAGAUUGUAUUUAAGUGAAAGGUUACUGUAAAAUGGAAUUUUAAGAAAAAAAUAAUAUUAUGAUUUAGAGUUAUACAAAAAAUGUUGAGAAUUCUGGAUAUUGGAAUAUUGAUGAGAUUAAACUAUAUGAUAAAGAAAUUAAAUAUUAUGAUUGUUCAAUUAAUGAAUGUGAAUAGUGUUCAUUUAAUAAAUUAUGUAGUAAAUGCAAAUAAAAUUCAUAUUUAUAUUAGAAUUAAUGCAUUAAAUAAUGUCCUUAUUUUACAAUCUAAAAAGAUGCUAAGUGUAUUAACAUUGAUGAAUAAUAACAAGGUACUUUCUUUAAUGAUUUUUUAAGAUGUUAGUUUUCUCAUAAAAUUAGUUUCACCAUUUUAGGAUUUCUAGUAAAUUUUUGGCCAGAAAACUUUUGAUAUGAAGGAACUAAUUAGUUUUAGAUAUGAAAAUGGGACUACUUUUAUUGGUGGAGGUUUAAAAGAUAAUUGGCGUAGGACUACUUUUACUAAAUAAUUAAAUCUUGGAAAACAUUACUAGAUUAGAUUAAUGUUUAAUUUAUCAAUUGAGAAUUCUACUUCAGAUUCAGAUUGCUUUACUUACACAAUAGAUGGUAAAACCUUUUUAGUGCAUUAAAAUGUAUCUUACAUUGAUCGUACACUUUAUCAUAAUAAGAACAUCCUUAAUAUGAAUUUAGGAUGUAAAAUCUCGAGUAAUGGUAGAUGUGUCAUCUCUAAUUAUUAUUUUAUGACAAUGAAGGUAUUAAUCUUAUAUAAGUUAGUGUUCUCCUCUUUGUCUCUAAUGUGUGGGUUCACUUGCAUCUGAUUGCAGAGCAUUUCAAAAAGAUAUUGAUAAUUUUGACUAUUUAAAAUUAAAAUGUUUGGAAGGAUAUUAUUUAGAUAACUAUGGAUGUCAAAAAUGUUCUGUUGGUUGUUAGAUUUGUGAAUCUUUAAAUAAAUGUUUAAAAUGUAAAGAUGAUAAAGAUGGACAGUUUCAUUGUUUACCCUACAUCUGA
Paramecium pentaurelia is the source of this 1834-nucleotide messenger RNA. The record is from the annotation of a GenBank genome assembly. Lineage: Eukaryota; Ciliophora; Oligohymenophorea; Peniculida; Parameciidae.